Molecule: messenger RNA, 1044 nt
Organism: Agrilus planipennis (emerald ash borer)
Lineage: Eukaryota; Metazoa; Arthropoda; Insecta; Coleoptera; Buprestidae
Gene: s-cup
Exons: 3
Coding region: 22-573 (183 amino acids)
Source: RefSeq, a predicted model, not a curated record
ACGAAGUGAGAUGCUGAAGUGAUGUCAAUGGACACUUAUUUUUCUUACUCUGCACCGAGAAGUCAGUCUGACCUUUCUUAUAAAUUUCAGUCGGAAAAUUCGAUUGUUCCACAACAUGGCGUCAACGUUGUACUAGGAGGGGCAAUGAUAAGUGGAAUUAUAAUAAUGCUGUUCGUCAUUUGCUACUGUUGUCAUCGAAGUCAACAGAAACGUGAAAAUCACAUCAAUACAUAUUGGAGAGAACCAGCAAUAUUAACAUCGGAUAUUUUCACCAUCGACGGCGCUCAGUUGAUAGAAGUAGCUGAAUAUCAGGUGGAAGAUAGCACUCCGUCUACUCCGGGUCAACCUCCAUCAGGACCUCCUCCUCCUUACGAUUCGAUCGUCGAUUCAGCGCCACCGUACGACAGCGUAGUAGACACGGAAACCGAAUUAGAACACGAAAAUGAAACUCAAAACAGGAGGAAAUCGCGAAGAUGGUCUUGUUCGCAGGCGGUCGUUGUGCCUGUCGACGACUGCGAACCUCCUCCAAGUUACGAACGUGCUUUAAAAUUACAAAACGGUGAACAUAUGUAAAUACUCUCCUGUUUUUACAUGUUAUCUUCUCUUCGAACAUUUGUAUGAUUCUUUUGUGAUUAGAUAAUAGGGCGAUCAUCAAUUGCAUAUGAAAAAUAAAUUUAAUUUGAUUUAAUCUAACCUCACUUUUUAAUUUCAGCAGGACCUUCCAUAGGGUAUUUCCAAUCUCUCACACGAAUUCAAUUGUUUAACUACCCCAACAUUCCAAACCUGACCUAACUUAACCUAGCGUAAUUUUCUGAUUUUAGUAUGACCUUCCUUACGUUCUUGACCCCCACAUGAAUUUAAUUUUGCAACUACUUUUUUUAUAUAUAUCAUCAUCAUAAGGUCGUCAGUCCUAAGACUGGUUAGACACGCACCUCCACUCUUUCCUAUCCAGGCCCCUCUUUUCCAUUGGGCACUCUGGGCAAGUGCCCAGGGCCCCACGAUCAACGGAGGCCUCCUAUAUAGUUUCUGCCAGAUCCAUCCGCC